GCGGUACGGUAGGUUUUUUGGCAGGCAUGGAUUAUGUGCUUCUCCGCUAAAUGCCGAUUCUGCCGUUUUUGAUCGAAUUACGUUGUUAUUGCUGACUAUGUCCGAAAAGCAUGCUUUCGCAAAAAUUUUCAACCUAAAGACAAAUAUUAUCCGAAAAACAGUAUGACUUACACUACGGUUUACUUGUGAUCACUUCAAAUUUCAAAUCACGGGACACAGGAGAAAAGGUCCACUCAGUUUCUGAAGCAGAGAAUCAGUGUUGCUUUAAUGCGAGGUAACGCUGCGUGUGUUCAGGAAACGUUUUGUAUCGGUAAGAGACUGGAUGAAGUGUACUAUGUGUUGAAGUGAUGAGAACUGCGUAAUUUUGAGUUUAACCAAUGUUAAGUUGAAUGACCCAAUAAAUCUGCAUUCUUCAAAUUUACUGUAUACGGCGAAUCAUCUGCGUAUAACAAAAAGCCAAAAGGUGUGUUUGGCCGGUGCAGUUUUUCUUUUUGUUGAGACGCUGACCACCGAAAAAUCCGAGUUAUAUUAUGAUAUUAUUAUCCGCUCGUGCUGUCUGGGUUGCGCCCUUAAACUGUGCACAGCUUUAUUGGUUUUUGCCUGGAGAUCUGUACAUCAAUUAAGCGGUAUGUUCCUUUACUUUAUCGAGUGUUUAGCGUGGUCAAGUGGUGUAGAGUUCCAGUAGGCACUAUCCAUAAUGGAACCGCCAGUUGUCGAUCCUGUAUCGCUGAAAACGCACGCUGCAUCGCAUCCAGCUGGAUAUGACAAUCAUUCAUACGACGAUUCGGACGCAUCCAAGUUUGUCCGUGUUUCUGACAAUGUCGGUCAUCGGACGCCGCAGGAAAGUGUCCGUGCUUCGUAUAAGCAAGAUGGUGAUGCAGUUUCAUUGAGUAGAUCGACCCACGAUGAUGGCGAGACAGGCGAAAAGGGAAGUGUCGAUGGGCGGAAACCGGACACGGACAGCCAAAUGAAUGAAGCGGCUGCGCACAAAGAUCCCUUAUCCGAGAAAUUUGAGCAUGAUCCAGAAACCGCCAAAUCAAAGUUCGGCCCUGUACAGAUUAUAUCCGCUGCUGAGGAAAAAAUUCGGAAUUUUUUCAAAGUGAACCGGCGAAUUCUUCGCAUUGCCCUUUACAGUAUUCUUUUCUGUGCCUACAAUGCUUUUCUCAUAUAUGCCUGCGUUCGCGAUUUUUCCAAAGCGAAAAAACUCUUCAUCCUGACCGUGGUUGUGUAUGUCUGCGUAAUCUACUUCAAAUUUGUCAGCAAGCCAUUAUGGAGCAGAGUUGCUAUUUACACAAAGCCACUUCGGAAAUAUUUACGACAACACAGGAAAAAUCGGAAAAGAAUCCAGGUGGUCCUGUUUUUCUGUGCAGUGAUUAUUUUCCUGGGCGUGGAUUGCGCGAAGUCACCGCGGCGCUUACAGAGUUUAACAGGAAUAUUUGGAAUAAUCCUUUUUGGAUUCCUUAUUUCGAAAUAUCCAGCACGAGUGAACUGGUAUACCGUUGUUUGGGGUAUUGCCAUUCAGCUGAUAUUUGGUUUAAUUGUUUUGCGAUGGGAUGCUGGUCGGUCUGUAUUUGUUUGGAUGGGAGACCUUGUGGAGUCUAUCAUAACUUUUACGGAUGCCGGUUCGGAGUUCGUCUUCGGUGCAAAUUUCAGGGAGCAUUUUUUUGCCUUUGCGGUCUGUCCUGUGAUAGUGUUCUUCGGCUUCCUUAUUGCGGCACUGUAUUAUCUGGGCGUGAUGCAGUGGGUCAUCGUAAAAAUUGGGUGGUUAUUAUAUGUUACACUGGGAACCACUGCCUGCGAAUCCUUUGCUGCUGCAGCGAAUAUAUUCGUCGGUAUGACCGAAGCUCCGUUAAUGGUUAGGCCUUACCUCGACGUCAUGACAAAGAGCGAACUCCACGCUUUGUUUGUCGGGGGAUUCGCCAAUGUUGCCGGCUCCGUUUUGGCUGCUUACAUCAGCUUCGGAGUAAGCGCUGUCCACUUACUGUCAGCAUCCAUUAUGUCGGCUCCUUGUUCACUGGCGCUAGCCAAAUUAGUCUACCCGGAAGUGGAACCCUCGAAAACUGGUUUCGAUCACGUUACGGCAAUGGAUCGAGGUGCUGAACAAAACCUUCUUGAAGCGGCCACUGUCGGUGCCCAACAGACAGUCAAAUUAAUUAGCUACAUUGUAGCCAAUCUCAUCUCGUGCCUGGCGGCACUGAAGAUGUUCAAUUUUCUUCUGGAAUACCUGGGCGGUUUGGUUGGCAUUCACGGUCUGACGUUUGAGUUUAUUUGUGGCUAUAUAUUCGUUCCCUUGGCGUGGUCAAUGGGAUGCGACUGGGAGGACGUGACGGAAGUUGGCUCUCUUGUUGGAACCAAAACCAUUCUCAACGAGUUUAUCGCUUACACGAAACUUGGUGAACUUAUUAAAAACCGGACAAUUACCGAGCGAUCGGAGGUUGUGGCCACUUAUGCGUUAUGUGGAUUUUCAAACAUUACAUCACUGGGCAUCACCAUUGGAGGAAUGGCUGCCAUGGCGCCAGCGCGAAGAUCGGACAUUAUCAGCGUAGGAUUCCGCUCGCUAGUCACCGGAUGCUUGUCGUGCUUUAUGUGCGCUAGCUUAGCUUCUCUGUUGAUCGAUGUCUGAACCAGUAUGAAAGCAUGGAUAUCACCUUGGUUUUUCCUUGGAAUUCGCUUGUUGCAUGUUGUACUGAUUUACUGUAUUCGUGCACUUUUUACUUGCUGUUUAUUGUUGAACCUUACUUACAGCGAAAGUAGAUUUUUAAAAAGCGUAAUUAUUUGUCGUUGCGACGAAUUUAUUCUUGCACAGAUAGAUAUCCUUCGAAAAUAUUAUCGGUUUAAAUUUUCGUGUAAAUGUCGAUGUUGUAAACAGUUUGUCUCUUGUACAUAUUUUCAACUGC
Messenger RNA from Paramacrobiotus metropolitanus, 2897 nucleotides. Its product is annotated as solute carrier family 28 member 3-like. Gene Ontology annotation, biological process: nucleoside transmembrane transport. Gene Ontology annotation, cellular component: membrane. NCBI's taxonomy places the organism in Eukaryota, Metazoa, Tardigrada, Eutardigrada, Parachela, Macrobiotidae. The record is from RefSeq and is a predicted model, not a curated record. The transcript has 14 exons. Gene Ontology annotation, molecular function: nucleoside:sodium symporter activity. Bases 698 to 2623 code for a protein of 641 amino acids.